AACAGAAGCUGGGGUUCCUUUUACACGGCAGCCAUACCUACUAACUCCACGUCCCACAGGAGAAAUGUGAAUCUUAGCGUUCCCAGCUCCUGUGCCAAACUCCGUGGAUCCUCACAGGGGUCUGAAACGCCACAGUAAAGGCCAAGUGUCGAGAAGAGGACAAAUCCAUGAUCUUGGAGAUAGAUAUCGAAGGCUUCAUGGGGACUUUCCCACAUUCCAGACUCCUGCCCUCCAACGAAGCUCUGAGUCACUGAUCAACUGGCAACAUGUGGAAGCCCAGGACAAGUUAGCGUCACUAACCUUCAGUCUUAGCAGCAGCUGAGAACCGGUGUGGCCUGAAACUCAAGCAAGCACUAGAGAAAGCUUCCUCCUCUGUUCAUGGAAAGAGGAAAUGAAAGGAUUUCCAGCCAAUCACAAGGAACUAUCCACUGCUCCAAAGAGCCCACCUUCCUUAUCCAGCAGGCUAUCCUGCCGAGUGACUCCCAUUCUACCCUUCUGCAGGAAACACAGUGUGGCGGUCUAACCAAAAACAUAAAGGCCAACACUCAGAAAAGGAGACCAGGAACAGCGAUUCUAUCAAAAGGCUCCAGUCGAAUUAUGUCAGAAAGCCUGCCUAGACCCCCUGUGAUCCCAUCCCGCAGGCCAGGGUUCCGGAUAUGCUACAUUUGUGGACGAGAAUUUGGGUCCCAGUCACUUGCUAUUCAUGAGCCCCAGUGCUUGGAGAAGUGGCGCAUUGAGAACAGCAAACUACCCAAGCACCUGAGGAGGCCAGAACCCUCCAAACCACAGCCCAUCGGUGGCAGCGACUCAUACAACCUUCAGGCAGCCAACGAGGAGGCAUUUCAGAGUGCGCAGGCUCAGCUGCUCCCCUGUGAAAACUGCGGCCGCACAUUUUUGCCAGAUCGUCUCCUGGUUCACCAGAGAAGUUGCAAGCCAAAGGGUGAGAAUCCUGGCACACCAAACAUGGAUAGUCCUAAUGUUCCUACUGGUCUCAAGAAAGCUUCUAGUGGCAUCCCAGCCCGACCAAGGACUCUCAUCUGUUACAUUUGUGGUAGGGAAUUUGGCACACUGUCCCUUCCUAUCCACGAGCCCAAAUGCUUGGAGAAGUGGAAAAUUGAGAAUGAUCGGCUUCCUAGAGAGCUGCGUCGGCCACUGCCCCAGAAGCCUCAACCCCUUCCAACUGGACAGCCCAGACAAGAGGGGGUGAGUCAAGCCACGCUUGUGCCUUGCCCAAAUUGUGGCCGGACCUUUGCUGUAGACCGCCUACCUGUACACCAGAGAAGUUGUAAAUCUCAACCUAGUGGACCAAAAACUCAAAAUUCGAACCUAGAAAGGAAAGGUGGUCCAAAUGCACUCACUAAUUCCAAGCAACAGAGGAACAUGGAAGCACCCAAUGGGGACAAGGUAACUGUUGUCAUAUAAGAUGAAGGAGGUGGACUGGGGACACACUGCAUCUUCAAAAGGAUGAGAAAACUAUUCCUAGAGCGAGCAACCUCAGCCCCAACGAUGGUUUCUCCCAAAGCCUUACUUGUGUCUCAAAGCAGCCUGUCCAAGUGGAUCUCCUUUUGGACUCCAGGGGCUGUGUUGUGUGUGUAUCUCUUUUUGCAAAGUAGACCUAACAGAAUCCUUGUCUGGUUGGUUAAUAAUCCUCUUCAGUCCUACAGCCUAAUAGAGAUGGACUUUUUUUUCUCUGAUCCCUCAUCCCAGUAAUCCCUGGGAGAGACUGUUACUUAAAAUGAGUCAUUAUGCUGUGUCUACAUUACAGAGAUAUGAUUCCCAUUCCAACAGCCAAUGUUUAUUGCUGGUUUAUUUUAGUCAUCUACCUUAGGAAUUCGGUUUUGGCAAUACUGGGUUAUGCUGAGUUUAUCUUACUAAAAUAGAAUCUGUGUCAAAAACCCCAAAUGACUUUAGCAAUAAUUAAACACUGGAGCACUUGCU
Molecule: messenger RNA, 1938 nt
Organism: Grammomys surdaster
Lineage: Eukaryota; Metazoa; Chordata; Mammalia; Rodentia; Muridae
Product: zinc finger protein 474
Exons: 2
Coding region: 379-1422 (347 amino acids)
Source: RefSeq, a predicted model, not a curated record